GCUGCCUUAAUUUUCGAUAUUGGAUUGUGUUGUUUCAAAACAAUGCAUCUCAUAUUUCCUAUUUCUGUUCUGCCUUUUCUUGUACAACGAAGCAAACGUACUAUUUUCGUUUAAUGAACGCCAUCACGGGAUAACCUUAAAUACGGACGUGGAGAAAUAAUUUUUUAAAAUGGAACAUACUCUUGCUGUGAAAAUAAUAUCACUUUGUGCUUUAUUCCUCGUAACGUUUGCCGCAGGUUUAUUGCCCUUAUUUCUUCGCGAUAAAAAGGAUGUCGAGAGGACACCAAGUGAUUUGACGAGGAGAAGUAAACGAAAUCAGAGACGGAAACAACUGUUGAGCUUGGGUAUGUGCUUCGCUGGUGGAGCGUUCUUUGCCUCAAGUAUGUUGGAACUUUUGCCGACAGUCGAUGACGAUUUUAAGUAUAUUUUAAAAGGCAAAAAUUCGAAGUAUCCACUAGCAGAAUUCGGUGUUUCGGUUGGAUUUUUUAUUGUUUUGUUCAUCGAGCAAAUAGUACAUGCGACGCAAGAGGGCCAAGAAUCACGUGAACAUAGCCAUCUGUAUGUACCAAACAGCAAAACUCCCUUGUUAAGAAAUGGCGAUCGGAAAAGUGCUCGACCAGGAAGUUCUACGAUGCUUGAAAAUGGAGAAAGUGAUGACAAUAUACAUGCUAUGGCCGAAAAUCUCGGUCAAUUGAAUGGUGAUAACACUCAAAAUGAUCUCGCUGAAAUUGACGAUGAGCCAGAUCCUCUGUUAGCCAACCUACAAAAGAAACACCACAACUUUCGACAUUAUCUUAGUACUUAUAUCUUGUUCAUUGCAUUAUCCGUCCAUGCAUUGUUUGAAGGUCUAGCUAUAGGAUUAUUUCAUAAAGUUGAUAAAAUGAUCGGAGUUUUAGGCCCAGUAAUAGUUCACAAGUGCCUUUUGGCAUUUUCACUUGGUGUAAAUAUGGUCCAACAAGAUUUUCGUCCUCUAGCAAUAGCCCGGUCAUCGUUUGUAUUUUCUGCCCUAAGUCCUACAGGUUUUGGUAUUGGCAUACUUUUGGUGAAUUAUGAAUCAUCAUCUACUACUGGACAUGUCCUCUCCGCUGUGUUUCAAGCAAUUGCAACUGGAACCUUCUUUUACGUUACUUUCUUUGAGAUCUUGUUCCAUGAAUUGAACAGUAAAGAUUGUCAUAGAUUGGUAAAGCUUUUCUCUUUGGUGUUGGGUUAUGGUGUUGUGGCCAUUGUUGAGUUCUUUAAGAGUGAUAUAUAAUGAAGAUAUUAAUGAGAAACGUUUGAUCA
Xenia sp. Carnegie-2017 is the source of this 1281-nucleotide messenger RNA. Its product is annotated as zinc transporter ZIP1-like. Lineage: Eukaryota; Metazoa; Cnidaria; Anthozoa; Malacalcyonacea; Xeniidae. Bases 170 to 1252 code for a protein of 360 amino acids. The record is from RefSeq and is a predicted model, not a curated record. Gene Ontology annotation, biological process: zinc ion transmembrane transport. The transcript has a single exon. Gene Ontology annotation, cellular component: plasma membrane. Gene Ontology annotation, molecular function: zinc ion transmembrane transporter activity.